Molecule: messenger RNA, 1753 nt
Organism: Aedes aegypti (yellow fever mosquito)
Lineage: Eukaryota; Metazoa; Arthropoda; Insecta; Diptera; Culicidae
Exons: 7
Coding region: 284-1579 (431 amino acids)
Source: RefSeq, a predicted model, not a curated record
GUAGGUUUAGUGCGUAUUUCGAAGUCGUCGCGCGCGAACCCACGAGCUCUCUCUCUCUCUCGCUGACCGGCGGCCGCUUGCAGUGUCGCGAUAUCUUAAGUAAGCACAGUCGACGGACCUGAUAACCGGUCAGCGGAGUCGACAACUACGACGAUUACGGGUAAACUCGUUGAAAUUGAUGGGCUGAUAUCAGUGCAAGUUGUGUUCCGAGUGACAACAGGUCGGUUAGUUCCAACAGCUGUUUUGCUUCGCCGCCACCAGAAACCUGGGAUAAAUCCGAAAGAUGAAUGAUACAGCUAAAUCUAUCGACUUCAUUCAAACGGAGCUGAUUCCAGGAAUGGUGGAAAGACGCCAGUUGACUAUCGAUGGGAUUAGUGCCGAUGAUACAGUGCAACUGGAUUGCGUGGAAGCGAAACCUCUGCAAGCUGAUGGAACAUUUAUGCUGACAGUGUUGUACAAGGUCAAGGUUGAGUUGAGCAGCGUAAGGGAUAGGAAGAUCAAACAGGAACGACGUUUGGUAGUUAAGAUCACCCCACAAUGCACCGAAGAGAUGUACAUCGGAUGUCAGUUCGAUACAUUAUUCGAAAACGAAAUGACCGCCUACACCGAUAUCAUUCCCGCACUCGGAAAAGCAGACCAUUAUCCCAAAUACUUUUAUUCUCAUCGUAAGCCUUUCGAAGCUGUUAUGGUGCUCAGCGAUUAUUCAACGGAAGGAUGGCGAAUGGCUCCCAUGGUGGUCAACUUACCGUUGGAUUACUGUCUGCUUGCAGUUCGCGAGUUGGGGCGCUUUCACGGCGAGUGCUAUGCCUUGAAAGAGCAGCAGCGUGAUUCGUUCGAGAGCAUGAUUAGCAAAUUCAAGGAAGCACGCUACGGAAACGAUAUGGGCGACAUGAAGUGGGUGGAAAUCAUGAAAACUGGACCGGUGCGUGCACUGAAGGCUACCCGGGAAAGCAUUUUCAACGAGUCCAUUCCGGAUGAGUUCCUGCAAAAACUGGCAAAACUGGCGGCCGAUCCUUGGGAGUAUUCGAAGAAAUGCGUCAUACCGGAGGAACCAUUAGCCGUAAUUUGCCACGGAGACUACCUGCGGAACAACAUUGCGUUCAAAUUCGCCGAUGAGAAGGCUCCCGGCAAACCAACUCAUGCGAUGAUGUUCGAUUUCCAAACGCUCCGGUACGCUUCGCCGAUGAUCGAUUUUGCCACCUUCAUGGCCAACUCCACGGGAUACGACGUGCGGCAGAAGCACUUCGAAACGAUAUUCAGAACCUACCACGACGAGCUGGUGCAAACGCUUUGCAGUAUUAUCAAGGCCAAUCCGGACGAUUUGCCACAGCAUUACAGCUAUGAGUCCUUUCUGAGAGAAUUCACCCGCUAUUAUAUGUAUGGAUUCCUAAUCGCAACUAGCUUCCUGAUGAUUCUGCACGAGCCGAUGGAGAACAUCUUCGAGAUGGAACAAUGGACUAUUGAGGAAACUGUGAAGGACGCGAUGACGCGAGGAGGAGCUAGGCUGGACCGGGAGUUUGCUGCGAUGGUGUAUGAAAUGUACAAGCUUCACCAGCGAUUUGGAAUGGACCCCAUGUAAUUUCUUCCGAUUCAUCAGUGGUAUUUGCUAUGCUUGGGAACAUAUGUGAUAAUGACAAUACAGGGAUAUAUGCGCAACUGUCAAUUAUGAAUUCCAAUAUUUUUAACAUUGAAUUUUAAAUUCAAACGAGAGGCGAAUAAUUUCAUAAUAAAGGAUAAUAAUGAAAAUUCAAAA